AUGGUGUCUUCAAUUCAGACAUUGGAUAAUCGUUUGGUCGGACAUCGAGUGGACUCACGAGUGGACACAUCGGCCGUCAAAAUGAGUGGCGAAACUGUGGGCAUAAUAUAUCCGCCGCCAGAACUUCGAAAUAUCGUCGAUAAGACGGCGAGUUUUGUGGCCAGAAAUGGCCCGGAGUUUGAGUCGCGGAUCCAACAGAACGAACAAAACAAUCCGAAAUUCAAUUUCUUGAAAGCCGGCGAUCCUUACAAUGCAUACUAUCAGCACAAAUGCAAAGACUUCAGGGAUGGCAACAAAGCGGGCACUGAUAUC
This is a messenger RNA of Medioppia subpectinata, 312 nucleotides long. NCBI's taxonomy places the organism in Eukaryota, Metazoa, Arthropoda, Arachnida, Sarcoptiformes, Oppiidae. The record is from the annotation of a GenBank genome assembly.